This is a messenger RNA of Pseudogymnoascus destructans, 751 nucleotides long. RefSeq names its product histone H2B (gene HTB1). Gene Ontology annotation, biological process: nucleosome assembly. The transcript has 4 exons. NCBI's taxonomy places the organism in Eukaryota, Fungi, Ascomycota, Leotiomycetes, Thelebolales, Thelebolaceae. Gene Ontology annotation, cellular component: nucleosome. Gene Ontology annotation, molecular function: structural constituent of chromatin; protein heterodimerization activity; DNA binding. The record is from RefSeq and is a predicted model, not a curated record. Bases 121 to 534 code for a protein of 137 amino acids.
CUUCUUUCUCCUCUCUUCAUCUAUCACCCACACUCUGCAACGCCCACGUCCCACGUCUACAACUUCAAUCAAAUCUCAAUUCUACUCUCAACUUUCACCCCAAACCCCAAAACCAUCAACAUGCCACCAAAGGGAGCCGCCGAGAAGAAGCCCGCCGCAAAGGCCCCAGCAGCCAAGGCUCCCGCUGAGAAGAAGGAUGCCGGAAAGAAGACCGCCGCAACUGGCGAGAAGAAGAAGCGUACCAAGACCCGCAAGGAGACCUACUCUUCAUACAUCUACAAAGUUCUCAAGCAGGUCCACCCGGAUACUGGUAUAUCCAACCGUGCCAUGUCUAUCCUGAACUCCUUCGUCAAUGACAUUUUCGAGCGCGUCGCAACUGAGGCGUCCAAGCUUGCCGCAUACAACAAGAAAUCCACAAUCUCGUCCAGGGAGAUCCAAACCUCUGUCCGUCUUAUCCUCCCAGGAGAGCUUGCCAAGCACGCCGUGUCGGAAGGCACCAAGGCCGUCACCAAGUACUCGUCUUCUGCGAAAUAAAUGUUCUCUGUUUGCGGGGUUUUACACAGGGUCUCGGAUAUGUUCGGUCUUCGGAGUCAUCUAAAUCAGAUGAUAAGGCCAGCAUGGGCUCGAUCUGGUCGGGUCUCUUUAAUGCGUUAUGGAUGGUGUGCUUUUACGGGGGCAAAUGUCUUCAGGGUCUGCUUUAUGGGUUACGUGGCUGUACAAUAAGCGUCUUCAGGGUUAGGAAUGCUGAAGG